Fopius arisanus is the source of this 1893-nucleotide messenger RNA. RefSeq names its product transmembrane protein 39A. The record is from RefSeq and is a predicted model, not a curated record. Lineage: Eukaryota; Metazoa; Arthropoda; Insecta; Hymenoptera; Braconidae. The transcript has 2 exons. Gene Ontology annotation, cellular component: membrane. Bases 461 to 1816 code for a protein of 451 amino acids.
GUUAAUUAGAGAUGUAAUCGGGGAAAUUAUACCACGGUUUUAUUUGGAAAUUUUUCUUGACAGGAAUUAGAAAAAGCAUUAAUUUUAUCAAUUAAAAUAUCGAAUAUAAAUAUAAUCGCAAUAAACAGUUAACAUCUGAAUUUCGAAAAAUCUCUUGGCCUCAAGUCGUCCAAUAGGACUUGAAUAUAACUCUCAAGGGCAAAUUGCUGCUGCCACCUGCCCAUUUGUUAUCAAUUGUUGUUUUUUGGGUUUCUAGGAAUAAGGGACAAGGUUCAGGCCUAUUUGUCAACAUGUCCAGGUGCUAACGCAAGGAUAACUUUUGUGAGAUGAAUGAAGUCGCUUAGAAUUUCCAAUGACAAGUUUAGCGAAGAAAGGGUUCUAAGGAAAAAUGUCAAGAAAUUAUUCACCAGUGCUGAAACAGUAGUCCACAUUAGUCGCUAAAACCCCUAAAUGACUGAUUAUGCCAGGAGCAAGACGGAACCCCUCACGAAAUGGUCCAGGACGGCCUUUGAACGUGUCCUCGAGCACUCCGUCAUGCCCACCAUGUCCCCAAACCGAGGACAAAAAGCUUGAUUCCCCUAAUGGCAGACUGCUAGCCCCAAAGCACGUUCCCAUUCCAGCAGUUCCAGUGGAUGAUCAGCUGAUGUUCGAGGCCCUCUCCCUGGGCAUUUCAAUUCUGGCAGCCUGUCUCCAACUCCUGAACCUGUACAGAGCAGUCUGGUGGUUGCCCCAAUCGUACAACGAGUACAGCAUGAAUUUCUACCUCAUUGACCCCUACCUCCUCGUCUUCAUCCUGACGAUGGUAGCCAGAAGAUUCGUCUACGCGUUACUGCGGAGAUUUGUCGAUGCUGUGAGCCCAGCGAGAUGGCUGCCCACCACCCAGAGAACCAUGAGAAUAAUUCUUCUUAUUUUCGUCGUGAUAAUUCUGCUGUGGUGCCUCUACUACAUGAGCGAGAGACACAACUCCAUGAAAGUUUUUUAUCUCUGUUACCCCAGCAUCUCUGUUUACUUUCUUAUGUUUGGAGUGAGCAUUGGACCCUUCUUCGAUAUCUCCACUGCUCCACUCUACGUCAAGGAGGACAGGAAGACGAAAUUCCUCCUCGACAAACCACUGCACAAUUGCUCUCUCAAUGCUCCAGCCAUCAGGGCUGAGGUCUCCAGUUUGAGAUCUGAUUUUAAUAGGAGACUGAAGAGAGCACUCUUCGCAUCUUCUGGGAGUGCUUACGUCUGCGGAAUCGCUCCCGUUAUUUUCGUUCCUCAGCAUCUGCAUUUCAAUUUCACGUGGGUUGUACAGCAUAUUGUGCUGUUCUGGCUGGGAAGGGUGAGCGCUCAUUUCGCACAGGCGUAUCCUGUGAGAUACUGCGAUGUUCUGCAUCGAGCAGCACUACAUCUAGGAAAAUGGUCGAAAGUCGAGGGGAAAAAUGUUCACAUACCGUCGCAGCUGUGGAGUGACUCUGUGCUGUGGCCUCAUGGAUCCCUUGUCAAGUACAAUAAAGAGUUGUACAGGUCUGAGGGACUUUGUACUGCGGCAGAACCAGGGAACUCCAGCCAUUACAGGUUUUAUGCACUAUUCAAUAAUCCUACAAUGCUGAUAUGUUCCUUACUGAGUCUCCAAUUAGUUCUCGUCGCAGUACAAUUACUCAUACUGUUGAGAACCGUCGAGUGGUACCAGGUACUUUCGAUGACACUGCUGCUCGUUACCAAUUACUACACUCUCUUCAAACUCGCGAGGGAUUACCUGAUAUGCUGGAAAGUUUACCGAGCUGAACGAAUUGUACAGGAGAGAGCACAGGCUGCCAUAAAUCUAACUCAAUAGUCAUACCUUGUCACUUAAAUAAUUGAUACGUAAGAAGAACUGUUUUUUGUGAUAAAUUAUGAUGAGUAAAUGUAUUA